AUGACUGAGUCAUCCGAAAGUGGAAUCUACACUAACAUCAAGAUCAUCCUGCAACAAAGGAAACAAUUGCAUGAGCACAUUCAAGCCAUCAUCAAACUCUUAGAGGUCAAUGACAAUGUCCACGUCCCCUUAAUGGUACUCUUCAUGAUUAGACACAUACAAUCUCAACUGAAAUUAAAUUUCGACUCUCUCAUCAGAUUAAGAGAAUUCAAGAACACUCCUCAGUUCGACAAGAUACAAAGUAUUUAUAAGGAAGACGAAAGCUAAAUCUUCCUCGUCGAAAAGCAGAUAGUCCAGGAAUUGAACAAGUCCCAAUGUCCUUCUGACAACGUCACCACCGAAGAAUUCCAAUGGAAUACUAAAUAGUUCUUGCGUACCAUCUCCGAUGAUAUCCAAUUGUCAGAAUUGCAGAAAUAUUUCUAUCGAUUUUUAGAUUCACUUAAUAAAUGA
Molecule: messenger RNA, 450 nt
Organism: Paramecium tetraurelia
Lineage: Eukaryota; Ciliophora; Oligohymenophorea; Peniculida; Parameciidae
Exons: 2
Source: RefSeq, a predicted model, not a curated record